CCCCAAGCCUUGGGACGGCGUGGAAUUUGACUCGGCUUUACGAGUCUGCGGCUUUUUCUGCCGUCCCAUCUCUCUCUCGCUCCCCCUUUCACCGUACCUGAGAAAAAGAAAGAGAGAAAAGAAUACCAAAGGAGGACGAGGAGGUCGGCGAGGGUUCUCUGAUAGCGGCGAUGGAGGAGUUCUUGAAGGAGUGCGAGCGAUCGGGGGACGCGGCCUACGCCGCUUUCAAGGCCCUCCUCGAGCGGCUUGAGUCCCCCGCCACCAGAUCCGAUGCCCGCGUCUUCCUCGCCGCACUCCACCGCCGCUUCGAUUCCAAGGACGCCGCCGAACGCUGCUUCCACACCUACCAUUUUCGCAUCCACGACGUCCACGUCGCCGAUUUCGAAGGCUACCAGCAAAGAAAGAAACUGACAAUGAUGGAGAUCCCAAGCAUUUUCAUUCCAGAAGAUUGGUCUUUUACUUUCUAUGAAGGCAUAAAUCGGCAUCCUGGUUCCAUAUUUAAGGACAAGACUGUUGCUGAGCUUGGUUGUGGAAAUGGUUGGAUAUCCAUUGCAAUUGCUGAAAAGUGGUCCCCAUUAAAGGUUUAUGGGCUUGAUAUAAAUCCAAGAGCUGUCAAAGUUGCACGGAUAAAUUUAUUCUUGAAUGCUUUGGAUGAAAAUGGGCUCCCUAUCUAUGAUGAAGAGGGGAAGACUUUGCUUGAUAGGGUGGAAUUUCAUGAAUCUGAUCUUCUCGCUUAUUGUAGGGAUAAUAACAUUCAACUUGAUCGCAUUGUUGGAUGCAUACCUCAGAUUCUUAACCCAAAUCCAGAGGCCAUGUCAAAGAUGAUCACUGAAAAUUCAAGUGAGGAAUUUUUGUAUUCCUUGAGUAACUACUGUGCUCUCCAGGGUUUUGUUGAGGACCAAUUUGGCUUAGGCUUAAUUGCUCGGGCGGUUGAGGAAGGAAUUGCUGUCAUAAAUCCCAUGGGUAUAAUGAUCUUUAAUAUUGGAGGACGUCCAGGCCAAGGUGUAUGCAGACGCUUGUUUGAGCGCCGUGGUUUCCGCAUCACUAGGCUUUGGCAGACAAAAGUUAUGCAGGCUGCUGAUACAGACAUUUCAGCCUUGGUAGAGAUUGAAAAGAACAGUCCACAUCGAUUUGAAUUCUUUAUGGGUCUUGUUGGUGAUCAGCCUAUUUGUGCACGUACUGCUUGGGCAUAUGUCAAGUCUGGUGGUUGUAUUUCACAUUCUUUAUCUGUGUAUAGUUGUCAACUUCGCCAACCAAAUCAGGUGAAAACAAUAUUUGAUUUUCUGAAAAAUGGCUUCCAGGAGGUCAGCAGCUCCUUGGAUUUGUCAUUUGAUGAUGAUUCUGUUGCUGAUGAAAAGAUACCAUUUCUAGCUUAUCUUGCUAGUGUUCUCAAAGAGAAUUCAUUUCUUCCAUAUGAACCUCCAGCUGGAUCUGUGCGUUUCCGUAAUCUUAUUGCUGGUUUUAUGAAGAUAUAUCAUCAUAUCCCACUAACUACCGAUAAUGUUAUAGUAUUCCCGUCUAGAGCUGUGGCGAUAGAGAAUGCUCUACGAUUGUUCUCACCACAACUUGCUGUUGUUGAUGAACAUUUGACCAGACACUUACCCAAGCAAUGGCUAACAUCCUUGCCAAUUGAGGGAAGUGUAGGCAAUGGGAGUGUAGAGGACAUCCUCACUGUAAUCGAGGCCCCACGCCAAUCAGAUCUGAUGAUUGAGUUGAUUAAGAAACUAAAACCACAGGUUGUCAUAACAGGCAUGGCUCAUUUUGAGGCCGUAACUAGCUCCGCAUUUGAAAAUCUGUUAAAUGUUACAAGAGAGAUUGGUUCCCGCCUUUUUCUAGAUAUAUCAGACCAACUUGAGCUGUCUAGUCUUCCUGGAUCUAAUGGAGUGUUGAAAUAUCUCGCUGGAAGGACUCUGCCCUCACAUGCAGCUAUCUUGUGUGGUCUAGUAAAAAAUCAGGUUUAUGCUGACUUGGAAGUAGCUUUUGUCAUAUCUGAAGAAGAGACCAUCUUUAAGGCAUUAUCAAAGACUGUGGAGUUACUGGAAGGGCAUACAGCUUCGUUUAGUCAGUAUUAUUACGGUUGUCUGUUCCAUGAGCUCUUGGCAUUUCAUAUAGCUGACCGUCAUCCAGCUGCAGAGAGGGAAUGUGCAGAUAAAAAAUCUGCAGAUAUGAUAGGGAUUGCAAGUUCUGCCAUAUCUACCCUAAAUGAUGCUGAACUGUCCAUUAGUGAUACAAAAGACUCUACAGUGAUUCACAUGGAUGUAGAUCAAAGCUUCCUACCAAUACCUUCAGCUGUAAAAGCCUCCAUCUUUGAAAGCUUCGCAAGGCAGAACAUGGUCGAGUCCGAAACUGAUGUUCGUUCUGGAAUCCGGCAGCUAGUCAUGAAUAGCUAUGGAUUCUCAUGUGAUAGAUCUUCAGAGUUUAUCUAUGGGAAUUCUCACCUUGCCCUUUUUGAUAAACUCAUUCGUUGCUGCAUACAAGAAAAAGGCACCUUGCUUUUCCCCUCGGGCACUAAUGGGAAUUAUGUCUCCGCAGCAAAGUUCAUGAAAGCAAACAUCAUGACCAUCCCAACACAUUCGGAAGUAGGGUUUAAACUUGUGCCAGAGACACUUGCCACAUUGCUUGGGACAGUAAGAAGGCCGUGGUUAUAUAUAUCUGGUCCCACAAUCAACCCAACUGGCUUGCUCUACAGCAAUGAAGAGAUCAAGGAUAUACUUGCAGUCUGUGCCAAGUUUGGAGCAAGGGUGGUGAUUGAUACUUUCUUUUCAGGCUUGGAAUUUAAUACUGAUGGUUGGGGUGGAUGGGAUUUGCAAAGCAGUCUUUCCAUGCUGACAUGCUCAGGUUCAUCUUUCUGUGUGUCUUUGCUCGGAGGACUGUCAUUUGAGUUGCUGACUGGGGGGCUUGAGUUUGGGUUCUUGAUUUUGAAUGAUUCAUGCUUGAUCGAUACAUUCUAUACAUUUCCAAGCUUGAGCAGGCCACAUAGCACUGUGAAGUAUGCUAUCAAGAAAUUGUUGGGUCUCAGGAUGCAAAAGGCUCAACACUUUGUGGAAGCCAUUGUUGAACAGAAAAAAAUUCUGAAGAAUCGUUCUGACCGCCUAACGAAGACACUUCACAGCUGUGGAUGGGAUGUUGUUAGCUGCUGCGGUGGUGUUUCCUUGGUGGCAAAACCAACAGCCUAUAUUGGCAAAAUACUCAAGAUAGAUGGUUUUGAAGCCAAGCUGGAUGAUGGUAAUUUCAGGGAAGCUGUUCUCAGAGCCACAGGGUUGUGCAUUAACAGUGGGUUAUGGACUGGAAUACCCAACUACUGCCGCUUCACCAUUGCCCUUGAGAGUGCAGAGUUUGACCGGGCAUUGCAAUGCGUGACUCGAUUCAAGAAAUUGGUUUUCGAGAUUUAGAUUAUACGGUACUAUAAGUUGUCACAGUCAUAGUUGAAUACGUACCUGUUCACUCUUUUACUUGUUUCUUCUUUUGAAAUCCAAAUAACUUAUCGUGCUUGUGAAAGCAAACCAAAAUUUUAGCUGUCAUGUUUAUGGUUCUUGCUUGUAAGAACGCAAGCUCUCAUUUUGUUCCUCCAGAGGGGGGGUUGACACACUGGUCCCCAGCUCAAUAGCUCAGCUCCAUCAUUUACUUGUCUA
Messenger RNA from Phoenix dactylifera (date palm), 3632 nucleotides. It is a transcript of the gene MMT, whose product is annotated as methionine S-methyltransferase. The record is from RefSeq and is a predicted model, not a curated record. Lineage: Eukaryota; Viridiplantae; Streptophyta; Magnoliopsida; Arecales; Arecaceae. Gene Ontology annotation, molecular function: methyltransferase activity; pyridoxal phosphate binding. Gene Ontology annotation, biological process: biosynthetic process.